Messenger RNA from Peromyscus eremicus (cactus mouse), 7321 nucleotides. It is a transcript of the gene Myo9b, whose product is annotated as myosin IXB. Gene Ontology annotation, biological process: intracellular signal transduction. Gene Ontology annotation, molecular function: ATP binding; microfilament motor activity; protein binding. Gene Ontology annotation, cellular component: myosin complex. The coding region runs from base 159 to 6560 and encodes 2133 amino acids. The transcript has 40 exons. The record is from RefSeq and is a predicted model, not a curated record. Lineage: Eukaryota; Metazoa; Chordata; Mammalia; Rodentia; Cricetidae.
CGAGGCGCGGCGGGGCGGGGCGGUCUGGAGCAGCGGGCGGGCUGGCGAACGUCCGGGCGGGGAGCCGGUCCGGGACCGGCGGCGCGCGGCGUUCGCGGUCCAGCUGCAGGGUGUGUACGCCCGCCGGUGAGGCAUGCUGAGGCCAGGAGGCCGGCAGGAUGAGUGCGCACGAGGCUGGCAGCUCGGGCCGUCGGCAGCAGGCCACCUACCACCUGCACAUCUACCCGCAGCUGUCCACCACUGGGAGCCAGGCCUCGUGCCGUGUGACCGCCACCAAGGACAGUACAACAACCGACGUCAUCCAAGACGCUGUGGCCAGCCUGCGCCUGGAUGGCUCGAAGUGCUACGUGCUGGUGGAGGUGAAGGAGUCCGGCGGGGAGGAGUGGGUGCUGGACGCCAACGACUCGCCCGUGCACCGUGUGCUGCUGUGGCCACGGCGCGCACAGGACGAGCACCCGCAGGAGGAUGGCUACUACUUUGUGCUACAGGAGCGCAAUGCCGAUGGCAGCAUUCAGUACCUGCACAUGCAGCUGCUGACGCAGCCCACGGCAGCGCGGCGCCUGGUGGAGCGUGGGCUGUUGCCACGGCCACAGGCCGACUUUGACGACCUGUGUAACCUGCCAGAGCUCACUGAAGCCAAUCUGCUGCAGAACCUGAAGCUGCGCUUCCUGCAGCACAAGAUCUACACAUAUGCAGGCAGCAUCCUGGUGGCCAUCAACCCCUUCAAGUUCCUGCCCAUCUACAACCCCAAGUAUGUUAAGAUGUACGAGAACCAGCAGCUGGGCAAGCUGGAGCCACACGUGUUCGCGCUGGCAGAUGUGGCCUAUUACGCCAUGCUGCGCAAGCGUGUGAACCAGUGCAUCGUCAUCUCAGGCGAGAGUGGCUCUGGCAAGACGCAGAGCACCAACUUUCUCAUCCACUGCCUCACAGCACUCAGCCAGAAGGGCUACGCCAGUGGCGUUGAGAGGACCAUCCUGGGCGCAGGGCCCGUGCUGGAGGCUUUCGGGAAUGCCAAGACAGCCCACAACAACAACUCUAGCCGCUUCGGGAAGUUCAUCCAAGUCAACUACCUGGAGAGCGGCAUCGUGCGGGGAGCUGUUGUGGAGAAAUACCUGCUUGAAAAGUCUCGCCUGGUAUCCCGGGAGAAGGAUGAGCGGAAUUACCAUGUGUUUUAUUAUCUGCUGCUGGGUGUCAGCGAGGAAGAGCGCCAGGAAUUCCGGCUGAAGCAGCCUCAAGACUAUUUCUACCUCAACCAGCAUAACUUGAAUAUUGAAGAUGGAGAAGACCUCAAACAUGACUUUGAAAGACUCCAGCAGGCCAUGGAGAUGGUGGGCUUCCUACCCGCUACCAAGAAGCAGAUCUUCUCUGUCCUCUCAGCCAUCCUGUACCUGGGCAACGUCACCUACAAAAAGAGAGCCACAGGCCGGGACGAAGGCCUGGAGGUCGGGCCGCCCGAGGUGUUGGACACCCUGUCUGAGCUCCUGAAGGUGAAGCGGGAGACCCUGGUGGAGGUCCUGACCAAGAGAAAAACAGUAACAGUCAAUGACAAGCUUAUCCUGCCUUACAGCCUGAGUGAGGCCAUAACUGCCCGAGACUCCAUGGCCAAGUCUCUGUACAGUGCCCUGUUUGACUGGAUCGUGCUGAGAAUCAACCACGCCCUCCUCAACAAGAAGGACAUGGAAGAGGCUGUUUCCUGCUUGUCCAUCGGUGUCCUAGACAUCUUCGGAUUUGAGGACUUCGAACGGAACAGCUUCGAGCAGUUCUGCAUCAACUAUGCCAAUGAGCAGCUGCAGUAUUACUUCACUCAGCAUAUCUUCAAACUGGAGCAGGAGGAGUACCAGGGUGAGGGCAUUGCGUGGCACAACAUUGACUACACCGACAACGUGGGCUGCAUCCACCUCAUCAGCAAGAAGCCCACGGGCCUCUUCUACCUGCUGGACGAGGAGAGCAACUUCCCGCAUGCCACAAGUCACACCCUGCUGGCGAAGUUCAAGCAGCAGCAUGAGGACAACAAGUAUUUCCUGGGCACCCCAGUCCUGGAACCUGCCUUCAUCAUCCAGCACUUUGCGGGCAGAGUGAAGUAUCAGAUCAAGGACUUCCGGGAGAAGAACAUGGACUACAUGCGGCCCGACAUCGUGGCACUGCUGCGGGGCAGUGACAGCUCCUAUGUGCGCCAGCUCAUCGGCAUGGACCCAGUGGCCGUGUUCCGCUGGGCUGUGCUGCGGGCUGCCAUCAGGGCCAUGGCUGUGCUUCGGGAGGCCGGGCGCCUGCGUGCCGAGAGAGCUGAGAAGGCAGCAGCAGGAAUAAGUAGCCCUGGCACUCGAAGUCACACGGAAGAGCUACCAAGAGGAGCCAACACCCCUUCGGAAAAACUGUACCGCGAUAUGCAUAACCAAAUCAUCAAGAGCCUCAAAGGAUUGCCAUGGCAGGGCGAGGACCCGCGGAGGCUUCUUCAGUCCCUCAGUCGGCUCCAGAAGCCCCGCACCUUCUUCCUGAAGAGUAAAGGUAUCAAACAAAAGCAGAUCAUUCCAAAGAACCUCCUGGACUCCAAGUCCCUACGGCUGAUCAUCGGCAUGACGCUGCACGACCGCACCACCAAGUCGCUGCUGCACCUGCACAAGAAGAAGAAGCCGCCCAGCAUCAGUGCGCAGUUCCAGACAUCUCUUAACAAGCUGUUGGAGGCUCUAGGCAAGGCUGAGCCCUUCUUCAUCCGCUGCAUUCGCUCCAAUGCCGAGAAGAAGGAGCUCUGCUUUGAUGACGAGCUGGUCCUGCAGCAGCUGCGCUACACAGGCAUGCUGGAGACUGUGCGUAUCCGGCGCUCCGGCUACAGCGCCAAGUACACUUUCCAGGACUUCACGGAGCAGUUCCAGGUCCUGCUGCCCAAGGAUGUGCAGCCCUGCAGGGAGGCCAUCGCUGCCCUGCUGGGGAAGCUGCAGGUAGAUGGCCGGAACUACCAGAUCGGGAAGACGAAGGUCUUCCUGAAGGAGACAGAGCGGCAGGCCCUGCAGGAGAGGUUGCAUGGUGAGGUCCUGCGCAGGAUCCUGCUGCUGCAGAGCUGGUUCCGUAUGGUGCUGGAGCGCAGGCACUUCCUGCAGAUGAAGCAUGCUACCCUGGCCAUCCAGGCCUGCUGGCGGUCAUACCGCGUGCGCCGAGCUCUGGAGAGGACGCAGGCUGCUGUGUACCUGCAGGCCGUUUGGAGGGGCUACCUGCAACGUCGGGCCUACCACCAGCAGAGGCGUCGUAUCAUCCGCCUCCAGAGCCUCUGUCGUGGCCAUCUGCAGCGCAGGAGCUUCAGCCAGAUGAUGUCGGAGAAGCGGAAGGCAGAGGAGCAAGCCAGAGAAGCCGCAGCAGAGACAUCAGCGGGCAGCCUGGGCCCUGUGGCCACCGUGGAACAGCUGUCUGAGCAGCCAGUGGGGCAGACUGGGGAGCUCGAGAGUCUGGGCGUGGAGGCUGAAACCCGGAUGAGUGACAGGUCCCCAGCUGGCACGUCCUCACCUCAGAAGGAGGCUCCCAGCCUGGACAAGGGGGCCCCAGCCCAAAAAACAGUGCCAGCUGAAAGCCAUGAGAAAGUCCCUAGCAGCCGGGAGAAGCGAGAGUCACGGCGGCAGCGAGGGUUGGAACACGUUGAGCUGCAGAACAAACACAUCCAGUCCUGCAAGGAGGAGAGCAUCACCCUCAGAGAGCCUUCCAGAAGAGCCAGCCUGGAAACAAGGGAGAGCUUCCCUGAGGACACAAAGGGACACAGGGAAGAUGGACCACCCUCAGGGGCAUGGACUGAGGCCACAGCCUGCUCUCCCCUAAAGCAGGUGCAGGUUGUGGGAGCCCCACCUGGGAGCCCUGGUCCUGUGCAGCGGCCCACUAGUCUGGCCCUAGACACUAGGGUCACCCCAGUGGUCCCCAGCAGCACCCCUGAGUCCCCCAAGGAUAGGGCCAAGGGUGGGAACAGCCCCAAGGCUCAGGACAAGCCCGAGAGUCCCAGUGGCUCCACCCAGAUUCAGCGGUACCAACACCAGGACACAGAGCGGCUGGCCACCGCCGUGGAGAUAUGGCGAGGCAAGAAGCUGAUAGCCACUGGUGGCACCGGUGCCAUGCUGAGCCAAUCCCUGGACCUGAGUGAGAAGUACCGGGCUGCAGAGACGGCCCUGACUCCAACAGAAGAGAGGCGCAUCUCCUCCUCCACCAGUGAUGUCUCCAAGCUGUGCCCAGUCAAGGUACAGAAUCCACCUGAAGUCGAUGGGGAGCCGAGCACCAAGAAGCCAGCCAUCCACAAGAAGAAGUCGGGAGAUGUGUCUGCUGGUCCUGAUGCAGGCCUGUCUCCAGGCUCCCAGGGUGACUCUAAAUCCGCCUUUAAGCGGCUGUUCCUACACAAAGCCAAGGAUAAGAAGCCCAGCCUGGAGGGUGUGGAGGAGAUGGAGGGCAGUGGAGGGCAGGCGGCACAGGAAGUCCCCACGAAGAGGAGUCUAGAAGCACUUUCUACCCAGCAGCACCGCCAUGCUGCCAGCGAAAAGCCCCUGAAAGGGAAAAAGAACCGAAACCGCAAGGUUGGCCAGAUCACAGUGUCGGAGAAGUGGCGUGAGUCUGUGUUCCGCAAGAUCACCAACGCCAAUGAGCUCAAAUUUCUGGAUGAGUUCCUGCUCAAUAAGGUGAACGACCUUCGCUCACAGAAGACACCCAUCGAGAGCUUGUUCAUCGAGGCCACUGAGCGGUUCAGGAGCAACAUUAAGACCAUGUACUCUGUGCCUAAUGGGAAGAUCCAUGUAGGCUACAAGGACCUCAUGGAGAACUACCAGAUUGUUGUCAACAACCUGGCUGCCGAGCGUGGGGAGAAGGACACCAACCUGGUCCUCAAUGUCUUCCAGUCGCUGUUGGAUGAGUUCACCCGCAGCUACACCAAGACUGACUUCGAGCCCACCAAGCAGAGCAAAGCUCAGAAGAAGAAGCGGAAACAGGAGCGUGCUGUCCAGGAGCACAAUGGACAUGUGUUUGCCAGCUACCAGGUGAACAUCCCACAGUCAUGUGAACAGUGUCUCUCCUACAUCUGGCUCAUGGACAAGGCCCUGCUGUGCAGUGUGUGCAAGAUGACCUGCCACAAAAAAUGCGUGCACAAGAUUCAGAGCUACUGCUCCUACACGGGAAGGAGGAAGAGUGAGCCAGGUGCCGAGCCAGGCCACUUCGGUGUGUGUGUGGAUAGCCUAACCAGUGACAAGGCCUCCGUGCCCGUCGUGCUGGAGAAGCUUCUAGAACAUGUAGAGAUGCAUGGCCUGUAUACCGAGGGCCUCUACCGCAAAUCGGGCGCUGCCAACCGGACCCGGGAACUGCGGCAGGCUCUGCAGAUAGACCCUGCUGCAGUCAAGCUGGAAGACUUCCCCAUCCACGCCAUCACCGGGGUCCUGAAGCAGUGGCUAAGGGAGCUGCCUGAGCCCCUCAUGACCUUUGCCCAGUACGGAGACUUCCUCAGGGCCGUUGAGCUUCCAGAGAAGCAAGAACAGCUGGCUGCCAUCUAUGCAGUCCUGGACCACCUGCCUGAGGCCAACCACACCUCUCUGGAGAGACUCAUCUUCCACCUUGUCAAGGUGGCCCUGCUGGAGGAUGUGAACCGCAUGUCGCCAGGAGCCCUGGCCAUCAUCUUUGCACCCUGCCUGCUACGCUGCCCUGACAACUCGGACCCCCUGACCAGCAUGAAGGAUGUACUAAAGAUCACCACGUGUGUGGAGAUGCUCAUCAAAGAACAGAUGAGGAAGUACAAGAUGAAGAUGGAGGAGAUCAACCAGCUGGAGGCGGCUGAGAGCAUUGCAUUCCGAAGGCUCUCCCUGCUGCGGCAGAAUGCGCUGUGGCCUCUCAAACUGGGGUUUUCGUCUCCCUAUGAGGGGGUCCGGACCAAAAGCCCCAGGACCCCAGUGAUGCAGGACAGCAGCUUGGAGGAGCUGGAGGCCCUUCCCGAGGAGGCGGCAGGUGGCGAUGAGGACCGAGAGAAGGAGAUUCUCAUGGAGCGGAUCCAGUCCAUCAAGGAGGAGAAGCAAGACAUCACAUACCGGCUGCCGGAGCUGGACCCACGGGGCUCUGAUGAGGAGAACCUGGACUCGGAGACGUCUGCCAGCACCGAGAGCCUGCUGGAGGAGAGGGGCGCUCGGGGAGCCGUGGAAGGGCCCCCCGCACCUGCUCUCCCCUGCCCCAGUGUGCCCACCCCGAGCCCCCUCCCCGCGGCCACAGCCCCUCCACGCCGAAGGCCGACAUCCUUCGUCACGGUCAGAGUGAAGACACCGCGGAGGAAUCCCAUCAUGCCCAUGGCCAACAUCAAGCUCCCGCCGGGCCUGCCCGCGCUCCUGACCAACUGGUCACCUGCUCUCCGGGAGGCCGCUGUUCCAGUAAGGCGCCGGGAGCCACCUGCCCGCCGACAGGACCAGGUACAUUCUGUAUACAUUGCCCCCGGGGCUGACCUGCCGUCACAGGGCACCCUGGAAUCCCUGGACCACGAUGUCAGACUUCCUGAAGCCAAGCGCAGGUACUCGGACCCCCCUACGUACUGCCUGCCCCCCAGCUCCAGCCAGGCCAAUGGCUGAGGACCAUGACAGGCAGUCUGCAUGUCUUAGAACCCCAGAUCUGGGUGCCCCAGCUGCGGAGCUGGCCUUUCGCACUCUGAGAAGGAUCCAGAAUGAAAAGUGCCCAGAAGGAUGAGGUGGGCACCAGCUCUGUGUGGUGUGAAGGCUGGGGGCUGCUGGCCAGGAGCCCCAAUCUGCACAGUGGUGCCCUUUGUACUUAGUAACUGUUUCUCCGUUCAUGGUUUACAUAACUCUUAAGUCAUAACAGCCUUAAUGGAGGACCAAACUGUUAUUUUAUAUGUGUAUGUCAGGGCUUUUAUAUUAACUCUUUCCCACUUUUGUAACCUGGACGUGGGUGGGCCACUCCUGGCUGCUGUGCUCCACCCUGGACAGUGGACAGUGGACUCAUAGGGCAUCUGUUGCCCUCCCGGAUGCCUCCCAGAACCGGCCAUGUGGCCAGAGAACCUUCCAGCGUUGUUGGAGCUUCCUACAGGGUCACAGCUGCUGGCUGAAGACGGGCCAGGAGUGGGACGCCUGAAUGUAGCUCUGCCCACUGUGCCUUGGGGCUGCCUACCCUGUGGGAUGCAAGGAGCCAGGGACUCCGGACCUUUAGGGGCAGGUGGCACAGUCUCUGGAGCGCCUCUGCAGCCCCAGUGACAGCCUGGGUCCUUUAGAGUUCAGCUCUCUUCUCUCAGGCUCUACCCCCUCCCUGGGCACACAGGCCACCAGCCUGGGACCAGCAAAGCUCCAUGGGAGAUGUGAAAUAAAAGUGCUUGAGAAGG